GCCGAUGCUGGCUGGAUGCUUUGGAACUUGCCCUGCGUUGCUCCAGCCUCUUCCGGCUCAGUGCCUCCAAGCAGGGAAAGGAUGGAGAAAUGAACUACUCGAGCGAUUCUGCGCAUGCAGGGCUCAACCACCUCUUGCACACAAGUGCUAUCUCAGACCAGGAGUUCUUCCAUUUGAAUGAAUCAGCCCUGGAGAACCACCACCAUUUGGAAAAUGACGCCUUUUCGGACAAGUCCGAGAGAGACAACGUAGAAGAGUCGGAGAACGAAACUCAUGAGAAUAGCCGGAAGACAAACGAAAGCGAGAGCGAUCAGUCAGAAACCCAUGGAGAAAUCUCUCUGGGAAGGAAAGGGACGACUUACAUUGAACAGAUCUAUGAGGAGUUUGGGGAGACAGGUGAAUCAUCUCAAACAGAAACUGUCUCUGAGGAGAACAAGAGCCUGAUGUGGAUCCUGAUGAAGCAGCUGCGGCCUGGCAUGGACCUGUCGCGGGUGGUGCUGCCCACCUUCAUCCUGGAGCCCCGCUCGUUCCUUAACAAGCUCUCUGAUUACUACUACCAUGCUGACCUGCUUUCCCAGGCUGUCCUUGAAGAUGAUCCAUACAGUCGAAUGAAGCAAGUUUUGAGAUGGUAUCUGUCCGGCUUCUAUAAGAAGCCAAAGGGAAUAAAAAAGCCAUACAACCCUAUCCUAGGAGAGACGUUUCGCUGCUGUUGGUUUCACCCUCAGACAAACAGUCACACAUUUUACAUAGCAGAACAGGUGUCCCAUCAUCCACCAGUGUCAGCUUUUCAUGUAAGCAAUAGGAAGGACGGAUUCUGCAUAACUGGCAGCAUUCUAGCGAGGUCCAAGUUUUAUGGUAACUCACUUUCUGCACUGUUGGAUGGGAAGGCAAAGCUUAUGUUUCUAAACAGGGGGGAAGAUUAUAUAAUUACUAUGCCAUAUGCCCACUGUAAAGGACUUUUAUAUGGUACCAUGACAAUGGAACUUGGAGGGAAAGUUACCAUCGACUGUGAGAAAACUAACCACAGGGCAGAACUGGAAUUCAAGCUAAAGCCCUUCUUCGGUGGCAGCACAAGCAUUAAUCAAAUCUCUGGGAAGAUUAAAUCAGGAGAAGAGGUGUUAGCAAGUCUCAGCGGACACUGGGACGGCGAAGUGCAUAUAAAUGAGUUGAAAAAUGGGAACACGGAAACGUUAUGGAACCCCACCAGUGAAGUGCGACGGCAGAGACUGAAGCGCCAUAUUGUACUCUUUGAGGAGCAGACGGACUUCGAGUCAGAGAGGCUUUGGCAGCACGUUACCAGUGCAAUAAACAAAGGCGAUCAACACAAGGCGACGCAGGAGAAGUUUGUGCUGGAAGAGGAGCAGAGGAAUGCUGCCCGGGAGCGGAGAGAGAACGGCACAGAAUGGAAACCGCUGCUCUUCCGGCACGACGCCACGACUAACGAAUGGCACUACAAAUACGAGGAUUUAAGACCUUGGGAUCCUUUGAACGACAUUGCCCAGUUUGAGAAGAAUGGGAUACUUCAGACCAUGGAACGACACUUAUCCAAAAGGAUGUCAAACCACAAAACAACGUGCAUAAACAAGCAAAUGACACGGCACAAG
Molecule: messenger RNA, 1604 nt
Organism: Eurypyga helias (sunbittern)
Lineage: Eukaryota; Metazoa; Chordata; Aves; Eurypygiformes; Eurypygidae
Product: oxysterol-binding protein-related protein 5-like
Exons: 12
Biological process (GO): phospholipid transport
Cellular component (GO): intracellular membrane-bounded organelle; membrane; cytosol
Molecular function (GO): sterol binding
Source: RefSeq, a predicted model, not a curated record